This is a messenger RNA of Penicillium brevicompactum, 1908 nucleotides long. RefSeq lists its product as uncharacterized. The coding region runs from base 1 to 1908 and encodes 635 amino acids. The record is from RefSeq and is a predicted model, not a curated record. The transcript is spliced from 2 exons. NCBI's taxonomy places the organism in Eukaryota, Fungi, Ascomycota, Eurotiomycetes, Eurotiales, Aspergillaceae.
AUGGAGGGCCAAGUCAAACAGGCCGACAAGCAGAGCCCGGGGGGAUACCUCGGCGGUUCAGCGACAUCUCGCACUCCUCACCGGGGGACCCCCCCCAACCGUGCUCUGGCGAUCAAGGCUGCGUGCGACCAAGCAAAAGAGCGACCGGAGUCACUGCAAGAGGAAUGGGAUCAAUUACUGCUAGAAGGACGGGAAUUGGCUCACGAAUCUGCCCCAGAUGAAGAGGCCACUCUAUUGCAUCAAAGCCGGCGACUCCACGCGGCAUGGAGCAAGUUUCGACGCAAUCUCCCCGAAGACCAGCAGAUGCAGCUUGGGGACCAUGAAAGACCAGAUAUCCAAUUUCUCGUGGCCACAGUGACCAAAGCAUCCGCAACAUGGCAGUCGGGGCGAGAAGCAAGCACAGUAGGCAAGGUCAAAUCCAAAUUUCAAAGGCUCUGCGAUAUCUGUGAGAAUCAUAGUUCACUGCUGGCAAUCAUUCCCAAAGAUGAGAAGUAUGUCAGCCUGCUGACGGGGUCUCUCUCUGCCAUCGUUCAGGCUACCAUCAACCACCAGAAUAUCGCCGAGGGGGUGGCUGAUACACUCGACGAUUUGGGUCACGACAUUGACUUCUGGAACAGGCUGAUGGAUGAGCAUAAGGAGAUUCCUGCUCUUCGUCAAUACAUCCGGGAGCUUUAUGUCGUUGUCUUCGAGUUCUUCACUGAGAUAUUCAACAAGUGGUCCAAGUCCAGCUGGAAACGCUUACUGACCAGUUUCGAUGAAGGCGCAUUCAAACAACUUUUCACGUCCAAGAAAGACCAACUGUCGGUCAUUGAGCGCCGCAUGGAACGUCAUGUCAGCCUCGAUUUCCGCCACCGCACGGUCUGGGGACUAGAGAACAUAGAGAAACUCAUGGGGAAACUCUUAGGCAACUUCCCGCGCCAACUCGACGAGCAAAGAUUGUUCCUCGACGAAUUUCUUCAAAAGCUUCAAGUGCAACAAUCGUUCCCUCUCCAAACACCCCAGCCAGUCUCAGUCACGAGUAUGAUCACAGGCAUAGAGGGUGAUGACAGUGAACCCCCAUACCCAGAAGUCGAGGCUGAUCCAGCCCCGCGAACGCAUUUCUGGUUCAUCCGGACCGAAAUACAGGCAGAGCUGGCCAUUUUCACAAGUCAGUGGAUGAAUCAAGUUGAUCACUUGAUCCAGGCCGCUCGUCAGUCAUCGGUUCUUCAGCUGGAAGAUGAGGUGCAUUAUCGCCUGGGGACAUGGCUGCAAGGCCACAAGUCAGAUAACCUCUGGAUUAAAGGGCCUCACGGCGUUCCUCGGCCCAGCCCAAGUUCCUUGACUGCAGUGUCUCUGGCGGCAUUGGCACGGACUAACAGCAUCCCCUGCAUCAUCUACUUUUGCACCUUCGCAGACCAUCACCACUCAGAGUUGCCCCAGGGGGUCAGCCUAGGUUUAUUUCUUGCCUCCGUUGUGACACAGCUGGUCCAACUAUUACCAGCUCAAGGAUACGCUGGGAUGGACCUCUCUCCUACACGUUUUGCUGCCCUCGCGCGGGGCGACUUGGGGGUGGUCGAAACACUUCAGCUGAUCAGGGACGUGCGGAGUAUUGGUCCAAGGUUGGUGUAUGGCUUCAUAGAUAACUUCCAGGUCCUGGAGGAUCGGUCCGACGAAGCCUAUACCCGAGACUUUUUGAAGACCAUCGCGACACUGUGUACGCUGAAUCGUGAGAGUCACCUCCCAGAAAACUUAGUCACCACGAACAAUAAGGCGGUUGCAGGGACGAAAGUAUGUUUCACCUCGGAAGGAUACGUAGAUGGUCUGGCGCAGGCUGCAGGGCUGCAAUUGAUCGAUACGGUUGACUUUGACCUUGUUACGAGUGUUUCUAUGGAAGACGUCGGCGAAGAAAUUUUAUGGGAGAGGGACUGA